UCGUAAAUACUGGCAAUGCUGCUAAAGCUCAUCAAUGAAAUUAUUAAAAUUGCCUCUACGAGGAACAGGAGAAUUCUUGACAGUUGCAUUUCGCAUCUGGAGUACCGAGAAAGCAGUGUUAUGUGAUAGUAGCUGCGUUUUUCCGAUUUGUGAUCGACUUUAAUAACAAAUAAGAGACCUGACCUAAAUGUGUUUUAGUUGUGUUUAUUUUAGUGCUCAUUUUCUAAUUGAUAUAGGACGAAAACUGUGAACUAUACUAGUUUCGGAAAAUUGCUCUGAUAUUAUUUUAAAUCUCAAUUAGAACAUAUUCAAAAUGACGGAGACUAAAGAUGAAGAGCAAGUGGUGAUGACGCCCAAAGGGAAAACUGCCAAUUCCACAACACUGAUAAUAGAAAGAAAAAAAAUUCAAAAAACUGAUGAAAGAAUGCAUGUUGCUGGUGGUCAACAUACAGGAAUAGUUAUAAAUAAAGAGGCAGCAACAGAAAAUGGUACCAUAGAACCUGCUCACUUAUCACUAGAAUUCCGGGUAUUUUUAGUCAGUGCUCAAACUGGAAAACAUACCCAAGAAUCGAGAACUUUGAGGUUUUGGUUCCGUGCAGCACCAGAUACAACUGACCAUCCUUCCGAAGACAAACAAGCAAGUGUAGCACAAGAGUUUUUCAAAGAGUUAGUUUCACCAAAAGAUUUUCCAAGAGAUUAUGUAGGUUUCAUAAAGAAAAUUAUGAAACUUAUGCAACACAAUUACAAAACAAUAAAAAUGAUAGAAGUAGAACUCAAGCAAUUGGAAGGAGAAGCAGUGCCUGUUCGACCACCUGGGACUAUAAUACUUCGAUUCGAUUUGAGACAGUUUAAAACAGUAUCUGCUGAAGAACCAUUGGAUAAUAUUAAACUACUGACUGUUGAGAAAGUUUUGGAUCUAAUUGAAUCAGCUUAUCCAAACCCCAUUACAAUACAGGAUGUUGCAAAUGAUAAUGGAUGGGAUCAAGAAGAAGUUGCUCAUCAUUUAGCCGAAUUGCAAUCCCGUAAUUUGGUUAAAAAUUUAGAACAUGGUGCUUUUACUAGACAACAAUCACAGGAUGUUCAAGUCACUAUAGUUAAACAAAUGCCUACAAUGGCUAGCUCUAAACAACCUACAAUUGCCAUUAUUACUGCCCAAUAUUGUGAGAAAUUAGCUGUUGAUGCCAUGAUAGAGAAUAAGGAAACUUUUGUACGAUAUACCACAGUAGGUUCCAAUAGUCCUACAGGUGAUGGUUCAACUACUAGAUUUGGAGAAUCCAAUGUUUACACUCUCGGAAACAUUGGUGCUCAUAGAAUAGUUUGUACAAAAUUGCCAUCUGUUGGACAUACCAGAGAAGCAAUGACGGCUGCCGGUAACACCACAACUAGACUUUUAGGAACAUUUCAGAAAGUAGACUAUGUCUUCUUGGUUGGUGCUGGUGGAGGUGUGCCACAUUAUACAGACUACAAUAAGCAUGUUAGGUUAGGGGACGUUGUAGUUUCAUAUCCAUCAAAGGAUAAGAAUAUCUAUUUCUACUGUGAAAAAGCCAAUCUGAAUGAGAAGGAAUACGAUUUUGAGUACAAAUCUUAUCGACCCAACAACCUCAAUUUACAAGAUAUAGCAGCUAACCUCAAAUCAUCAGCUGCUAAUGACACCAAGGUGACACCCCCUUGGGUGAAGUACAUACAAGGGGCUUUGAAUAUUCUUAGGUCAUCUCCUGAACCAGACUUCAGGCCUCCCAGUUCUGACACUGACAAAUUAUACAUGAAUAUUGGAAACAAAGAUAUAAUUGAAGUUGCCCAUCCUCUUCCUCAAGAUAAAUCUGUCAGAAGGUAUUAUUUAAUCAAUAUUUUAUCAGAUAAUUUCUGUUAUUAUCGAAUUUUGAUAAGUAUUUUUCGUAAUCUUCAUUUAGUUGAGUGUCUAUUGUUCUUAUUGCUGCUUGGAUGCAACAGGAGAUUGACUUUCAGUAAACCACCAGCGUGUUAUAUAAGAAAACCGAAAGUUUCUCCAAGAAUAAGAAAAAUUAACUCGUUAUUUUCUAGGUUUGAUAAAGACAUAAAAGCCUUUUUCACUUGCAGCGUAAGAGUUUUAUUUUAUUGAGUUCAGUAAUAAUUUAAUCACUGCAGUAGUAAUUAGAUCUACACAUACAUUCUUUAUAAAAAAUGAUUUUCGAAUGAUAGUAUAUAAAACCAUCUGCGUAAUUGCUUAUUCUAAAGAGCACUGUAGCCUAAUGAAGAGUGAUUUGUUGAGUGCUUGUCCAAUAUGAAAAGAGUUAUCUGCGGACUCGGCCUAUAUUUGAAAGCUGAAGUAUACACUUGAACCCAGGAGUUUUUUAAUUAACAAUAUUGUCAUCAUUAGAAACUACAGAUUACUAACUGAAAUUACAAAACAUUCAAAAUGAUUAGGGUGCUCCGCUGUUAGUCAAUUUUAUUUUCCCUACCGUUGGCUAGAACUUUUGCCUACCUAUCCUUCCUCAUAUUAGGCAAAGUUAGAUGGGUUAAGAAUUAAGUGAGCAAAUUAUCUCUUUUUAUAAACUGUAAUACCUCCUAUUGUAUUCAAAAAGUUUUUUUUAGAAAAUUUUGAAGUUUUAAUAACUCUCGAUAUAGCAUGUCCAAUUGUUAAAAUGUUGUUAAGUUUCUUAUAUUGUCAAUGUAUCUCAGAGUAUUCCCAGUAGUUUGUCCUAUGUAUACUUUUUUCUAAUCUUAAAAUUUAAUUUAUUUCAUAGAUACCUAAUUUUAAAUUUUCUGUAAUUUCAAGGAAAUAUUACCUGAAUACUAUGUAGUUUUAGUUGAUGUUUUGAAAGGUAAUUUUAUGUUGACUAUAUGUUUUUAGGAUUUUUCAUAUGUUCUUGACUGAAAAAUGAAAUCUUUAAAACUAUUGUCCGAAUUUGAUGUUUUGUUAUUUAGUAAACUUUCGUUUUUUUUGCUUGUUUAUAAGUUUUUCUGAUAACUGUUUUCUAUAGCCAUUUGUAGUCGGGAUUGACUGAUGACAACUUUGUUCUCAAAAUUUUCGUCCAUUGAUAAUUAAAAAAAAAUCCGUGGGUAAGAGUUUGGUUACUUCAACUUUCAAUGCUUGUCCAACACCUGGACUAGUUGUUGUUUUGAAACGUUUACAAAUAUGUAUGUUACUCGCAAUUUAAUUCAUACUCCUCAACCUCUUUUUAUUGUACAGUGAUAUUUCUCAAAAUUGCAGACAAGAAGGAUGUCCAAGGAUACAUCUGGGUAGUGUGGCAUCCGGAAGACAGAUAGUCAAGGAAGAUGUACUCAGGCAGAAAUUUGCAGC
Harmonia axyridis is the source of this 3280-nucleotide messenger RNA. RefSeq lists its product as uncharacterized. Gene Ontology annotation, biological process: nucleoside metabolic process. The record is from RefSeq and is a predicted model, not a curated record. NCBI's taxonomy places the organism in Eukaryota, Metazoa, Arthropoda, Insecta, Coleoptera, Coccinellidae. Gene Ontology annotation, molecular function: catalytic activity. The transcript is spliced from 11 exons. The coding region runs from base 314 to 2098 and encodes 594 amino acids.